Messenger RNA from Sus scrofa (pig), 1452 nucleotides. It is a transcript of the gene ZKSCAN8, whose product is annotated as zinc finger with KRAB and SCAN domains 8. The record is from RefSeq and is marked validated. NCBI's taxonomy places the organism in Eukaryota, Metazoa, Chordata, Mammalia, Artiodactyla, Suidae. Gene Ontology annotation, molecular function: RNA polymerase II cis-regulatory region sequence-specific DNA binding; DNA-binding transcription activator activity, RNA polymerase II-specific. Gene Ontology annotation, biological process: regulation of transcription by RNA polymerase II. Gene Ontology annotation, cellular component: nucleus.
AGUGCAGGCGUUAAACGGACAGUGAGGUCACGAGAUCACAGUUUUCCAGGAAUCAAGGCCAAAGGUAUGAACAAGGCAUAAGUUCUGAAGGGAAGAUUUUUGUAAGGAUGGACCCACGCCAGAAGGUCUCCAACAUAUAUAAUGGCAAUACUUUACAGAUUCCUGGGUAUGAAAAAGCUUCUCAGUAUGAGGACCAGUUGGAAAGGCAUGAGGACAGGCCUGCAGAAGAAAGACGGUAUAAAUGCACUGAAUGUGGAAAGAAGUUUGCACAGAGCUCGGGCCUUGUUCGACAUCGGAGAAUCCACACUGGAGAGAAACCCUACGAGUGUGAUCACUGUGGAAAAGCCUUCAGUGUGCGCUCAACCCUCACUGUGCAUGAAAGAAUCCACACCGGUGAGAAACCCUAUACUUGUAAUGAGUGUAGGAAAGCAUUCAGUGUGAGGGCGCACCUGAUUAUACAUCAGAGAAUCCACAAUGGAGAGAAACCCUAUGAAUGUAACGAAUGUGGCAAAGCAUUUAGUGUAAGCUCAGACCUCAUCAAACAUCAGAGGAUCCACUCUGGUGAAAAACCUUAUGAGUGUGAUGAGUGUGGAAAAGCCUUCAGUGUGAGCUCAGCCCUCAUCAAACAUCAGAGAAUCCACACAGGAGAGAAGCCAUAUGAGUGUAAGGAGUGUGGGAAGGCCUUCUAUGUGAACUCAGCCCUUAUUAAUCACCAGAGGAUUCAUUCUGGAGAAAAGCCCUAUAAAUGUGGAGAAUGCAGGAAAGCAUUCAGCCAGAUCUCAACCCUUAUCCAUCAUCAGAGAAUCCAUACUGGAGAGAAACCAUACGAGUGUGAUGAAUGUGGGAAAGCAUUCCGAGGGAGCUCUAAUCUUACUAAACACCAGAAAAUACAUGCCAAAGGAAAGUGUCAUCAGUGAUUUAUACAGUGAAGAUAUUACAAAGGCCUUUUUUAAAAUCAGAAGUUGUCACUAAAAAUGUAGGGUAUGAUAAAAGUUAAUGUUUUAGUGGACACUUCAUUUCUUGGAAUAUUGAAGAAGUGAGAAGUCAAUAAAAAAUGACUGCAUCAUCGUAAUGAUUGACUAAGGCUCUAAAAUCACAUCUACCUCUGAGGAUGCAGUUUUACAACUCAUAAGGUAAAUUAUACCGUAAUGUAGUUUGUUAUCGUUUAGUAAGAACAAACUUGAGAGUUCCCUUUUGGCGCAGCUGGUUUAAGAUCCAGUGUUGUGAGAGUUCCUGUUGCGGCACAUUGGAAACAAACCCAACUAGUAUCCAUGAGGACACGGGUUCGACCCCUGGCCUCACUUAGUGGGUUAAGGAUCUGGCAUUACCGUGAGCUGUGCUGUAAGUCCCAGAUGUGGCUUAGAUCCCCUGUUGCUGUGGCUGUGUUGUAGGCCUGGGAACUUCUAUAUGCCGUGAGUGGGGCCCUAAAAAGCAAAAAAAAAAAAAAAAAAA